AAAAAAAACCAUCAUCUAAAAAAUUAAUAAAAUUCUGUUGAAAGUGGCGAAUGCCAAAUGCUAUGAUACAAGAAAUGAAAUCUAUACAAUUGAAGGAGAAGGUAAUUCAGAGAAGCACAAGAAAAGCUCUGUCGCUCCGUAAAUAAUCUUUCCGUCUCUUACUUUGUGCAAGAUUUUUGGGCUUUCAUCAAUUCACCGUUGAGCAUACGAGGUGACAAACAAAGUGAUGGUGAAAGCAUACACGCAAGAGUACACAUACAAGCACCCAUGGGAGAGGGUGACUUCUGCAUCUUGGAAAAAAUUUGCUGAUCCUGAAAACAAACGCACUUUGUCACAUAUCCUUGAAGUUGACACUCUGAACCACAAGCUUGAUCCUAGUACUGGAAAGCUUUACACCACACGUGCAAUCACUGUCCAUUCCCCAGGACCAUGGUUUGUUCGCAAAAUUGUUCGCCAGGAUGUCUGCCACUGUGUUGAAUCAACGGUUGUGGAUGCGAAAGAACGAUCAAUGCAACUCACCACCAACAAUAUCAGCCUCGAAAAGUUUAUAGAGGUGGAGGAGAAGAUCAGGUAUGAUCCCCACCCAGAAAACCCAGAUGGGUGGACAAUCUGCCGACAGGAGACUAGUAUCCGAAUCAAACCAUUAUCAGCAUUGGCAUCGAUGGCAGAAAAGGUUGAACAACGCUGUGCUGAGAGGUUUGUACAGAAUAGUGCAAAGGGUAGAGAGGUUAUGGAGAGGAUAUGCAAGUAUCUUGAAGCUGAAUCUAAAGGGCUUGCUAGAUCAUAGGGCAUGUGAACUCUUUC
Prunus mume (Japanese apricot) is the source of this 804-nucleotide messenger RNA. RefSeq names its product MSF1-like family protein. Gene Ontology annotation, cellular component: mitochondrial intermembrane space. NCBI's taxonomy places the organism in Eukaryota, Viridiplantae, Streptophyta, Magnoliopsida, Rosales, Rosaceae. The record is from RefSeq and is a predicted model, not a curated record.